Messenger RNA from Physcomitrium patens, 8527 nucleotides. The record is from RefSeq and is a predicted model, not a curated record. NCBI's taxonomy places the organism in Eukaryota, Viridiplantae, Streptophyta, Bryopsida, Funariales, Funariaceae.
CAUGGCAUGAGGCCCAAGCCCGUUGCCCUAGUCGGCAGAGCUCCACGCCCACUGUUCGCAAUACUAUAUGGGCAGGGAUCGUGCAUCGCAUUGCAUAGCAUAGCAUCGUGACUGAUACUUUCGACGAACAAGUGAACAAAGACUCCCUCACUCACUCACUCGCUUGAGACUCGGUGCCCCUGCAUCCCUAGACUCGCCAUCGCAGAUUUGCACCUAGCUUGACCGCGCUUGAUGCGGGACUUGAACUGCUGCUUCCAAAUUUCCUUAGGGUAUAGCUCCAUUUGCCAGGUGCCCCGGACUCGUCGUAGACAUUGUGGAGUUUGGUAGGGAAUCAAUUCGCUUGCGUGCGGAUGCAUAAGCGGCGUUUAGUUGUUGUGGUGUUUCCCCAUUCAUCCGCUUAGUUGGUGUUAUUUCAGGCGGCGAACCAUUUCAUCGGUUGGGCUUUGUUUUGUAGCGCGCGCUGUGACGGUCGUAAAAUUUUGUUACAUGUUAGGACGUUGAUUGUCUCUCUUGUGGCGCCUUUUGGGAGCAACUUUGAAGGAGGCCCGAGCGGUUGUGAAUGCGGUGAUGGUGUUCCAGUGGCUGAUGGCAGGUGGACAUACAGCCUUUCAUUUCUUUGGAGUGAUGUCUGCCAGCUUCUUCUGGACUUCCGAACACGUGGAGACCAAUUAACCCUAUCAUCUUCUGCAGAAUAUGCAAUGUCCGAUAAUGUAUGGUGUCACGUAAUGCGUGAUUAGAUGGAUCUCGUAAAUCCGUCGAAGUCCCGCGGCGGUCUAAAUAUCUUUCAGUAUGGGGUGGGGGAGCUGCGGAUUGGAGAGUUAGGGGACCAAGAUGAAGAGGUGGACAUUGAUGACGACGAUACUGAUACCGGUUCUCAUGCCGAGUUGAGCCACAAAAAUGACACAUCUUUGGCAGGUGUCAGUGUGGGGGAGAGUGAAGCUAAGUCGAUGGCUGUGGGUAUACCUACCGUUCGGGAUGGUCUUGAUGUGGUAUCGAGUUCUUCGUCACGUGAACGGAGAGAGCUUGAAACUGCCAGAUCAUCAGCGGUUCGCCGAUCCAUCGCUAUCGGUGCUUCUUUGCCUCAGCCGAUUGUAGGAGUAGAUAGCUCACCUAAAUCCCCAAAUGAGCUCAGUCCUAAGGCGUCUGAGAAGAGGACAUCUAAGCGGCCAAAUGCAAGAGAAUUUCGGAGGCAGUUGUCAGCUAAAAUUAGUACUGUUCGAAUACAGUCAAGCGUUGCCCCGUUAGACAGUGUUGGCAAGUCCGUGGAUAAGACAGAUGAACGGGGAAAAUUGAGUCGCGACAAAGAUGAGCAGACCAACUUGAAAAGAAAGGAGUUGGAAUCUAAGUCAUCAACUUUACCACAUGCUAAGCGUGUCAAGUUGCAUGACGAUCCUAGUGACUUAAGUGCAAUGCCUUCAAAGAAAAAUGAGGCUGAAGAGGCUCACUCUAGUUAUGUCUCUUCGACCUUGAGUAAAGAAGUUUCGCAAUCAAAGAGGAAAGCAAGGCUGACGAAUGAAAGAGAGGAUAAGGAGAAGGCCAUGAAGAGCAAUAGUAAGGGUACAGAGAAACGUUAUCGGAAGGUUAUUUCUGAGAUUGAAGCAGAAAAGGAAAUAUCUGAGCAAAAUGAUCCUCAAGGAAUAGAAAGCUUCAAACGUGAUGGGAAGGGAGAGGAAUCUCCAGGCGUAAAGCUUACUGAAGAUUCUUCCUCGAAUAAAGGUACUCGCGCUAAUAAUCUAGUGGAGGUGAGGCCCGCACCUAGUGAGGAAAAUACCUUGGAGAAUCAACUUCCGCCACCUGCAGAUGUAUCUUCAUUUGCAGGUGAGAAUGAACCUGUAUCCUUUCGAAGUGCAUUUCCCAUGCACGCUAAGAAGAAGGCGAACGCUCAAACAUCUGGCUGCAGCAAAUCACAUAAAAGGAGUGGGCGUGCGGCUCACAGUACAGAUGAAAACAUUCUUAAUGCAUGGGUCGCUUGUACAAAGUGCAGAAAAAGACGGAAGGAUAAUCCAGACGCAAAUUUACAAAAAUCAACUUGUUUUUGUGAUAGGAGUACUCAAGAUUCUAAGCAUGCGAAUUCCUUAGCACCUCAGCAGCAUGAUCAAUUUCAAAAAGUGGAGGAGGUGUCUGCUGAUGAUAAGAACACAUUACCAGAAAGAGAAGUUCCGACAGAGAAAGCAGAGUCGUUCAAUCAGACCAUCCAGAUCGCUCAACGAAAUAUGGUUUGGGUCAAGUUACAGGUAGAUGGCAAGAAUUGCCGGUGGCCGGGUUUGAUAGUGUCAGAAGUUCCUCCAGCUAUUCAGAAGAAACUUGGCGAAUCUGUUGAUACAGUAGUGAAAACUGUGCGACUUUUUCACCCUCGAAAAGAUUUGGAUGAAUACCAGGUUGUGAGACGAAGCUCGAUGCAGCCUUUUCAUAUCAUUCCAAACUACAAGGACGGCAAUUCUGAUCCCGACUUUCAAGCCGCAGUUGCUGAGGCUGACGCAUAUUUUACUCAACCAUCCAUUUUGAAGGAUGAAUUUUCUCAACAUGAUAUUGUCGACGAUGAUGGGUCCAAGCUUGAUGUUAGUGAUGCGGAUGUUGGGUGUCUUGGAAAGGAUGUACCUCAUAAUCAGAUAGAAUCCAACGAACCUAAUUUACAGGUCGUUGAGAUGUCUCGAGACAAUCCUCAUUGUUGCCAGCUGAAUAGUGAUAAGAUGUCACUCGAAACACUUGAGUAUGGAGGAUUCAUCGAAGUUCCAACUGAACAAGAAAGAAAUGAUCAUUAUCCUGAAGCCGGAAACAUGUAUUGUAUUAGUGAUCCUCAAUGCAGUCAUUUUGAUGACGAGAAGGGUAGAGCAGUACUCGAAGAUCAGGAAGUUAUCCAACUUCCGAGUGCACGUAUAGAUUCCCCUGAUGUUGUACAUGGAAUCGUCCCAAGAAAUAACAGUGGUUCUCCACAAUUUAGUCAAAUCGAAGGUGAUGAAGAAAGGAUAAAGCUCCAUGACGUGGAAGUUAUCGAAGCUCCAAUUAAUCAGGAGAUCGAUGGAGCUUUUUCCGAGGCUGUUAAUGAGUCUGGUUCAAGUUCUAAAAGAGAUGAUCCUCAAUGCAGUCCGCCCCAAGCUGAUGCGGAGAAUCCAACUCUUGAAAUUAAGGAAGUUGAGCUGGGAAAAGGUGAAGGUAGAAAUUUGUUAAAACAAACUGAUAAAAAAAAUGAAAGUUCAAGUAAUACUGAAACUGAGGUGGGAAGAACUGGAAUACUUCUUACUGAUGCAAGAACACCGGAUGAUGUGGAGAUGAGUGAGAGAGCUAAAACUUCUGAGGCUUCUGGUUUGGAGGAGGCGUAUGGGUACCUUGUGUUAGAAUUGGAAAUAUCCUCUACAAGGAGGUUGUCUGCAUAUGAUGACAGCACCCAGGUACUCUAUUUUCAAGAUGGUUCUGCAGUCAAUAUUGACGCCGAAUCGCUUGGAAAGGCCUUUAACAAGAAAUCUGUAGGACUGACGCUUCAUGAAUGCAUUCAUGAAGUUGGCAGAAUGGCUAUCAGAAGAAGAUUUCCCAAAGGUGCCAGAUCUUCAAAUGGUCUCAAAUACGAUGCUUUAGACCGGAAUGACGACUUUGCAAAGCGGCUCCGAGAUACAUGGGUGCGAGAGUACCAGGACGAACCCAUGCCUACAUAUUUGAAGACUCGAUUUGUGGCUGGGUGUGUACUGGAGGAAAGAGGUGAACCUGUGAACUGGGCGUCUGAGCUCACUCGCACUAUUAGGUCGGAAUUGAAAGAAAUUAAUAUGAAGACUCGCAAAAGUUUGAGUCCCAGCGUUCUCAGGACAAUUUUUCACUUGCUUGAAAAUCAAGUUGAUCAGGCACCUGUAGCAGCUGCAUCUGUGCCGAUUUUCAAAGCCGCGAAAGAAGAGAAGCAAGCGUACCUCACUGCUUACGAUGGCUGCUGUCAAAAAUGCAAGUGUGGAGGCGAGCUCUUCUGUUGUGAUAACAGAGAUUGCAGAAAGACUUAUCAUUUAAAGUGCUUGAAACCCUCUCUUGAGGAAGUGCCGUCCACUUCCUUCAUCUGUCCUAGUUGCUCAGAAGAAGUUUCCGGGCCUUGUGAUAAUUCAAUCAUCACUCGUUCUGUAGUGGAGGACGAUAUCUUACUGCAUGUAGAUGAUGUAUCUAGGCAGAGACCUCUAGGCGUGGGUGAAUCAACCACCUCUGACAAGAUUUGCGCGUCAUCCGGUGUCAACUCGAGGAUGAACUUGGAGGAGAAUAUGCCAGUCAAAGGGCAGACAGGCAAGAAACACACAAGUGACGAAGAAGUUGCCAUGGUUCCUGCUGUCUACACAAAGGAUCAACAGUCAAUUGAUAAUGAAAUAAAACGACAACAAUUAAGAAGCGACGAAGAGCAAGGUGUCGUCUCAGGAUCAUCUUCUCCAGUGAUUCUUCAAGAAUCGAUUCCUUCUCAACCAAGCAAUCUGGCUAGUCACAGCACUUUACCUAUCAUUUCUACCCAAGUCGAUCAAGCAUUGCCCUCUGAUAGGGACCAACGGCAUGAAACCAAUGAUAGCAGUCUGUUGCUAAGUACAGAGGUGUUGGAACCAACACAUAGAUUAUUAGAACGUGACAAUGCCUCCGACCAAAAUGCUGGAUCAGAAGUAAACCGUGACUCCAGGGGCAACAUCUCACAAUCUGUUGCACCAAAUAUUCCUGUGAAUUCUGGUAUGGGUAUUAUAGCUCCUAUGGAAAAGUCAGGUGCUGCUGAAGGUAGUCGGCAGAAGGUAGCUAUUCGAGAUUACCACGAAAGAUUAAUGAAACACCUUUCAACUAUUUGCUCAAUUCUUGAGCUUCCCGGAUCAGUUAGUGAACGUGUAGAUGCGUUGUUUAAGCACGUAUUACAGUCCCAGAAGAACCUGCGCAAACCUCGUCCGCCACAUGAGUUUAUUGCGAUUGAACUCGCAGUGGUUUGGUUGGCUGCCGAUCAACUGAAUUAUGCAAUUGAUAAGUCGAGAUCUAUCACCAAGGUAGAGGAGGAAUUCUGCGUAAGUUACGAAAAUCGUCCGCAAUUGGAAGGUCCUGUGUACAACAAGGUGCGGGAUAUUUGCGCAAGUUUCAAGCAGCAGCCAGCUCCCGCAGUGUUCACAUCUGUUACAUCAGAACCUGGUUUGGAACUUGAAAUAAUUCCUGCUAGAACCGCUGUAAAUCACCCUUUCGAAACAGAGACUCCACCUCCUAGUGAUGUAUUCGUCCAGUCUACUGAAGGAGCGGAACCCACUACAACCGUGCCAGACCGCCCACUUUCAGUCGCUCAAGAGGAAGCUCAAUGUGUUGAAACGGAUGUACCAUUAUCAGAUGUCCUCUCUUCAGCAUCGCCAUUAGUCCCUGUAACUCCGCCUGCAGAUAAUUCUCCAGCCGUAGAAGAAUCUCAAGUGGCUCACCAAGGAAGCGAUUCUCAUGCAGCUCAUGUGGUAGGUGAAUUUCGUGUAGAUGAAGCGAACGAGGAAGUUGUCCUUGUUGAGGCGGACCCUCGCUUUGUCUCUGAAGAACUUUCAGAUGCACUUAUUGACCACAAUAGGUUAACUGUCUCUGAACCUGUUGGCACGGGGUUGUUAAGCGCUCCCAUGGUGGAGCAAGGCUUAAGCUGGGUCCAUGUUGACCCUCCUUCUAAUGCGACUGUUACAGACGAACAAGACGCAAUGCUGGAUGAUGUCACACCAGCAGGAGUUUCAUCCUCUACUAUAGAAGUCUUUGAAGCAGUAGGUUCUGGAUGUUUGGGUAAUUCACAAUCUCACACAGAUUCACUGCAAAAUGGACACGCGGAUGUGAUUUCUAAAACACUGGGCGCCCAUGCUGUGGGAGUAACUGCAAGUCCACUGUCGCAAUCGCAUGUGCAAUUACCCUCCUCACUCUCGACUCAACCUCAGGUCGUUUCAACAGAGCAUGUGCAUCGAACUAGACUAAAUGCACAAGCUACAGCUGAUACUCGUGCUCGUCUUAGGAAACAAUCUUCGGCCGAUGUCGUGUUUGUUACCCGUGCCCAGACAGUAGAGAUGGGGCUAAUUAUGUCAAGGCUCAAAGGUCUCGAAAAAAGAAUUGAUGACGAGAGGAGAAGGCUCAGCGGUGGUACAAUUGCAAACACUGCACAGUUGAUUGCUGCAAACAACGAGUUGCAUAAAGUGGAUAGGAGGUCGUGGACGCGAGGUGAACAGGAGUUGAAGAGCCUGGAAGCUCGGCAACGUGCUGACCGUGACAAACUCAAAGAUUUAUACAAGCAACUUGAAGAUCUGACAGUAAAUGGUGUGUGUUCAGACGAGAUCGAGUUGGAAAUUAAGAGGCUGAGGGACUUUUACUCACAAUUCCCCUCGUCUCCCGUUCAGCUGAGAUCUUCUUUGGACCGACCUCCAGCUGAGAGAUCUGUACCGUAUAUCUUAUCAGGCACACCUGUGACUGAAGGCUUAUCAACGAGGCUGGUGCAGGUGGAUGGUCGCUCGGAUGCUGGUGAAUUGUUAAUUUCAGGUAAUCCAGCUGAUAAUCAACGGAGACAUGUUGCCCUCUUUUCAUCAUCAGCUACUACAAUACCUACGUCUAUUCCACAAAAUCGAGGUCGUUUAAUGCAGGCCGUGACAGGCGAGGCAGCAUCGAGUAGCCCGCGGCCUGCACCAGCGACGAUUUCAACAGCUGCUGUGCACCCCAGUAGUGUGCAACUUCGUGGGCACCCGCAAAGAAGUAAUACACCUGUACAUUUUGGUCCAACGCCUAACCUGCAAAGAAGAGCAACUCUAGUAAGCAGAAGUUUAACUACUCCAGCGACUGUUCCUAUUGUACCUCUUGGAAUUGGAACUAUGGCAAGACCCUCUACACCAGCUUCAGCAGCGCCUAUGACUGGGAAUGCGACUGGCCAGGUGUAUCAGGAUGUGCUGACAAAGGAGAAAGAGAAGCUGAAUAAAGAGUUGGAGAAGACUAAGAAUGCAUAUGAAUUAGAGUCACAACGGAUAAAAGCAGAGUACGACAAAGAAGCAGAAUUAUUACAUAAAAAGUACGAAACUCUACUUGUUGAGCAACAUCGUGCUUUCACCAAGAGGCAGCAACAAGUACAGCAGAACAUUAUUAAAGUGGAAUGGAAUCGACAGUUGGCAGAGACUCUCAAGCUUCGCGAAGAACUUUCCGCUCGUGCAGCGGUUUUUGCAGGGCUCUCUUUACAGACAUUUGUGCAACCAAUCGCAAAUCAGCAAUCUCCUUCACAAGUGUCUGGAAGGCAACCAUCUGGUGGAGCUGUUGUGCCUCCUGUGCGUGUUAAUAUUUCUCGAGGCACCACUAACACUGGUAACUCGGGCAUUUUGUCUGGUAUUUCUAGUAUGCCCAUGCAAUUUCCGGGAACUUCCAGUACUCGUAUGUCUAGUGUUCCUUUACAUCAGACUCCAAGACAUGGGUUACCACCAACCGCUCAAAAUGAGCAGCCACAAUCAACAAUAGCUGAAGCUAUGACAGUAUUAGCAGCAGCCAGUGCGAAUAUAGGAAAUAAUGUUGCUGUGGUGUCCCGAGACCAUCAGGAAAAUAUCUCGUUGCCCUCUCCAAAUAUAAAUACGAAUGCUGAUGAGUUGCCUCCACCACCAACAUCAGGAUCACCACUUCAAGUAGUGGCACCUACUGUGUCUCCUGCUUUUCAAGAUCCAAUAUUGUCCAUUAUUCGUAAUAGUGCAGCGCCUGUAAAUCUUGUCGCUGCAGAAAAUUCUUCAAGUGCUCUGGGAAAUUUCACCACCCCGGUCACUUCCACUACUAGGACUGAAUCUUAUACACCUAUGAAUCCUUCAGUGAUUGGAUUGCAACAUCAGGUACCAAGUUCACAAGCAGCUCCCGACCUGCCUCAAGCCCAUCGCGGAGCAGCUACAGAAGAUAGUUUUGGACCAGUCUCGAAUCAAACGACUGGUCACAUCCAUCAUGGAACACAAGAACGGGUGGCAGCCUCUGUUGCAGUCACUGAAACUCCUCACAGCUUAAUCUACUUGUCAGAUUCUGAUGAUGAGUAAAUCAGAUGUGUUUAUACCAGUUAAGCGGAAGAUCCACACGUUUCUGUAUGCGAGGAUUACACAAUCUAGACAUUGAUUGCCAUACCAAAGACAUCAGGCAAGGGUUCAAAGCUACGACCAGUUUCAAAUUCAAAUUUCUGAAGGUGUUGCGCUUCACCCACGCAGCACCUGGCGAUACAAGUUCAUAUUUGGAACUGCCCAACUAGAAUGGUUGUGAGAGCUAUCAAUUCCGUUAGUUCUCACUCAACAAAGAAUAACCAAUCAAGCUGUGCAGGUUUCACUAUGUUCCAAAGACAAUUCAGCCAAACCAUCACACAACCUGGCUCGUUACUUAUCCUCUGCACACCUAAAAGUAGCGAACAUCUUCUUUGUUUGCCGAUACAUGAAACCUUAUAUGGGUUCCCUUGGAGCUCUACUCCAGUGACGUCUUGUAGAUUAAUCAUUCACUGUACGUGACUUCAUGCCAACGUAUUUGUACCAAAGCUGCAAUAUUGUAGGCGAAUUUGUAAUUCCAUCAAAGCUUCUCAUUUCUUUCUUGCGAA